Cricetulus griseus (Chinese hamster) is the source of this 1029-nucleotide messenger RNA. The record is from RefSeq and is a predicted model, not a curated record. Lineage: Eukaryota; Metazoa; Chordata; Mammalia; Rodentia; Cricetidae.
AUGGGGGAGGCUGAAAUUCCAUGUGUGGGGCUCAGCGAGGUGCGCAAGGGCCUGCUCAUCAACCAGCAGAGCGUCAAGUUGCGGGCCUACCGACCCAAGUCCGAGAAGAUCCCGGACAAGGCUGACAGCAUGCUUGUCUGGGAGAAAGAGGAGCUGAAGUCCAUGAAGAGAAAAAUGGAGAAAGACAUGGAAAAAUCAGAGACCUUGCUCAAGGCUCUGGCCUCCUGCCGGGACACUCUGAACUUCUACUGUCAGGAAAGGCUUCAAGCUGUGGAGCUCAUGAACCAGCCGCUGGACAAGGUUUUGGAGCAGGCUGGUCGCCACUCGUGGGUGGACAUCACCCGACCCCCAACUCCGCGAACUCAGGGCCAGAAAACGCCUCCCCCUGACCCCGUGGGCGCAUACACCCCAGCCUGCGCUAAGGCUUUGUAUGAAGCCAAGCGCUUGUUGAUGGAGUCCAAGGACACCUUAGCGGAGAUGGCAAAGAACGAGGUGGACAUUCAAAAUCAACAACAGCGGAUCAGCGACAGCGUAUGCGCCUACCUGGCACAAAAGAUGCGAGAGACCUUGGAGUUGAAGGAAAGAAUGACUAUGACUUUAGGGCUAAUGAGGGGAACUAUCCACCGGUGCAUGAAGUUCAAUCAAGAGAUGUAUGUCACCAGGGGUCUUAUCAAGGGUCCUCUGUUGAAAAGAGACCUGGAGGCUCGAGAGAAACUGAACAGACCCUUGGUUCGCAUGUAUCAGAAACACGUGGGCACCCAGCUUCCCGAAGCUACGCACCUUGCCCAGGGUACAGACAAGCUGACGCGCCACAACUUGCACAUGGAAAAGAAUUUAGAAGAGCUCCGUACAACACACGACAACCUCGCUUGGAGCCUCAAAUGCAAAAAGAUAGGACAUGACGUUGACUACGAUGUGGUGCGCCUGCGCCAGCGCCAGCGCCACCCGCAAGUGUGCUAUGGGCAGGCACAGUGCCUAUUCAACAACUGGGACCCUUUCAGUACCGGAAACGGUACUACCUUCAAGUGA